UGACUCGAACUCUGAUACUUCAGAAUGUACCAUCUCCAGCAUCACCUUAACACCCGAGGAAGUUUACCACGUUCUUGCUGUUCUCGAUGAAAACAAAGCGACUGGCCCUGACAAAAUACCAGCGAAACUCCUCAAAAACUGUGCGUCCAGUAUUUAUUUAUCGCUAUGUGAUCUCUUCAACAAGAGUUUAUCUCUGGGUAAACUUCCAAAUGAGUGGAAACUCUCCAAUAUUGUUCCAAUCCCAAAGAAAGGUCCAGCUGAAGAUGUAUCAAACUAUCGACCAAUAUCUCUAUUGUCCCUGGUCUCCAAAGUCUUCGAACGUUGCGUCUACAACCAACUCGUAUCACACAUUUCCACUCAACUCCACCAUCUACAAUUCGGUUUCCUCAGAGGCAAGUCAACCACCUCACAGCUUCUGCACGUUCUCCAGGAUAUUCACCAAGCGUUGGAGAGUCGAAACCAAGUCGACGCUGUGUAUUUGGACUUUGCAAAAGCGUUUGACAAGGUUAGUCAUAAGCUUUUGUUGACUAAACUUCACAAGUUUGGAAUAAGAGGUGACCUACUAAGUUGGUUUGAAAAUUAUCUCUCCGGCCGCUACCAAAGAGUCACUGUUCUGGGUGAGACCUCGGUACACUCCCUGUACUGUCUGGAGUUCCUCAGGGAUCAAUCUUGGGGCCCCUCCUUUUCCUAGUAUAUGUGAACGAUCUUCCACAUUCCAUCUCGGGCGAAUCAACUGUGGCAAUGUUUGCCGAUGAUACCAAGUGCUACCGUCCGGUGAAAGAUUUACCCGAUUGCGAAAGUCUGCAGAAUGAUCUCAAUAAUCUCGUGAACUGGUGUACUAUCUGGAAGAUGGACUUAAAUAAGUCUAAAUGCGGAGUAAUGAGCUUCACAAGAAGUCGCCAACCAGUCACAACAAAUUAUAAACUACUGGAUAGUUCUCUGAAGCAACUAUGUCAUCAAAAAGGCCUUGGGAUUGUUGUCACAAAAGAUCUCAAGUGGACGAAACAGGUUGAAGAAAUAACAUCAAAAGCGAGCUCAAUGCUAGGCUUCAUUCGUCGAACAGCCUCCGACACGCAUAACAUCCACGUGCGAAAAGUGUUGUACCUGUCCUUAGUGCGCAGCAAGUUAGGAUAUGCCAGCCAGGUGUGGGCACCUCAAACUGUCAGCGACAUACUGUCAAUAGAACGGGUUCAACGUCGCGCGACCAAAUUCAUCCUUUCCCUUCCUUACAGAACAGCCACAACAUGCAGGGAACGACUACUGGUUAUCGGUAUUCUCCCGGUCUGCUAUUGGCACGAAUUUCUAGACUUAGUUUUUCUUUACAAGAGUAUUCUAAGCAACGAUGUCAAUGUGUCAAUACGAACAACCACCCGGACGACUAGAAACGCUGACCCUGUCAAUGGUAUUCUUCUUAAUGUAUCUCGAUGCAGGACAGUUAGCUACAAGAACAAUUUCUAUGUGAGAGCGCCUAGCGUAUGGAACAUUCUCCCUAGCAAUAUUCGUGACACUUCAAGAUCAUUAGCUUACUUUAAAAUCUCCUUAUUCAAUUACUACUUAAACCUUUUAGAAUAAAUAUACAACCCGGACAAUCCUAGAACAUUUAAGUCCGUGUGCGUCAAAUGCCACUCAACUUGGUCUCUUGAUAGUUUAUUAGUGAGGACAUGUUGUUGACAUUUUAAUUUGUUUUAAUGUUAUAUAUUGUAACUUAUUGUGAGGGACCCCAUAAUUGGAGAUUAUCUCUGUGGCUAGUCCCUGCCCGAAUUGUAUGUAAAUUUUGUAAAGUAUUAGUCUUAUUUAUGUCUGUUAUGUGUGGCGAAUCUUGUAAAAUUAAAUUAAAAUUAAAAAAAUUGUGUAAUUCCAACUUGUAGUCGACGAUUCUACGACGAAUUUUGUCAAUUUCACGUUGUGAUCACUAUGCUGCGAAUUUCAAGUGAGUAUCGAAUACUUUUACAUUGAAAACGUUAUCUAAGUUCUUAACUUUUUAGUUUUUAUUUUGGAUGAGGUAGUACCUUUGAUUGCAUUUUCUGUGGUGUUUAAACAAAAAUUACAAAGAUUUUGAAAAACUAAUAACUUUUCUGCCAAAGUAAACAUUUUACGCUAGCGCGUUGUGUUUCGUAACUUAGGGAACAGAAUAAGACGACGCGGCUUGGGUCGCGCUAGUUACCAAGCCUUUCUAACGCGUCUUCUCUUGCCGCGUCGUGAAUCGUAAACUCUCUAUUGGUCAGUGGAGAGCUCGCUGUCAUGCUUGUCGUGCUGGCAUGGCAAAACACCCCCCCCCCGCGCAAACUACGAAAAUAUGCACUACAUAUACUUCACUUACUUCAGUAUUGUCUUCUUGCAAAAAAUUUGCUUUAUAGUUGUGCCGCGUUUACGACACAUCGCUUCCGUUUAGUUAUAUUUGUUAAAUAGUCGAUAUCUUGAGCUUUCUGAUGACAUAAAAUUGUAAAAUAACAUAAUAUUACAAAAUCUUGUUGCAUCACUGGCCUGUUACCAAGCAACUGUGCUCUUUGUUUACAUGCGUGUUGUAUUGUACUUCUUGGUCAUGCCAUUAUCGAUCCGCAUGACUAUUAGUAAAACCCCUGCGAACAUGUGGUCGAGACCAUAAAUCAUGCAUACACACAAACACCUUAAUUCAAACGUCGCCUCAGUAGUGACAGCUCUGUAUGUUAAAACGUCACCUACCCGCGGAUUACCUUUUUCAACAUCUUAACUUAACAAACUGUGGUUAAAACUUUAUUAAUGAAGAAUAAUUACUGAUACGUUUUCGUUAUCUAGAUAAUUGAAGAGCACAACAACGGAAGCCAUUGCUACAAGUUGGCAAUGAACCACUUGGGUGACCUAAAUGCAAGUGAAUACCAACAACUGUUGGGUGCCAGGAAUCCGGGUGGUCAGACAAAUACCAAAUCAAUGUUCGUACCGAAUACAACUGUUGCAUUACCAAACAGUGUUGACUGA
Molecule: messenger RNA, 2955 nt
Organism: Paramuricea clavata
Lineage: Eukaryota; Metazoa; Cnidaria; Anthozoa; Malacalcyonacea; Plexauridae
Source: the annotation of a GenBank genome assembly